AUGACAGGGAGGUUACAACGCGAGGAAGGCGUGAUAAAGGCAGCAUUCCGAUCUUUCACACCGAGGUCCUCUUCCCCUACAGUAGACGAGGAGCAGUACCAGCACGACCCCGUCUUCCAUUGGAUGAUGCAUCUCAAGGAGGAUUCCAUCGAUGGGUUGAGGAGAUGGAUAUCAAUAAAGAUGGUCGCAUCGACUUUGAAGACUUCCGACUCUGGUUGGCUGGCCAUCAUCAUCAGCAAGCCAGCAUCAAGUCAUGACCAGGGGCUGAGACCUGAUAGAUCACCCCUCCACCUCCCACACAUGGCUCUCAUGACGAUCGAUGCUGGGAAGUCGGAUGUCGUCGCUGCGGCGGCGGCGGUUGAUGCUGCCUCGACUACUUCGUCGUUAUCAACAUCCUUGCCGAAGCAGCUCACCAAGGCACUACCAUCACAGACCGACGAACUUGACAUGGACCUUGGACUCCUCGAGAGGCUUGCUAUCAAUGUACUAAAGCGAGGCAAUGUCCCUAAUCAUGUCGCAUUCAUAAUGGACGGCAAUAGGAGAUAUGCUACCUCCCAUCAUCUACCCAAAGUACAGGGUCAUCGAUACGGUUAUGAGAAGCUCUUGCAGGUUCUAAAGUGGUGUCUCCAUCUUGGUGUGAAAUACGUGUCCGCCUACACUUUUAGUGUUGACAAUUUCAACCGAUCUCGAGAAGAAGUUACUUACCUGAUGGAUCUGGCCAGCAGCAAGUUUGUCGAGUUGGGCAAGCAUAAUGGUUUUUUGGAGCAGCACGGUAUCUGUGUAAAGUUCUGGGGCGAUUUGUCUCUACUGCCAACAGACAUUCAUCAGAAAUGUAUACAAUUGGAAGAGAAGACCAGGAAGUAUCCUGCAAGGGCCACGCUGAACCUCCUUUUCUCGUAUUCGAGCAAGUUAGAGAUAUCACAGGCUGUUGACAAAGCGAUUGAAAAAAAGAGAGCUGAGCAACAACAAUCACAAGGUACCCCUCUAGCAUGGUCGGAUAUUGAGAGCCAGUUAUACAGUGCCGGUACUCCUCCUCCUGAUCUCAUCCUACGUACAUCAGGCGAGACUAGAUUGUCGGAUUUUCUGCUAUGGCAGAUAUCACCAGAGACUUUGAUAUGUUUUGUCAAACCCAACUGGCCCGACAUGACUCUUCUCGAUUUUGCACGAUGUUUGAUGAAAUACGAUACGUUCAAGUCAUCCCUGCCCCCGUCAGCAGCUCAUCAGGAUUAAAUCUUGUAGACUAAAACCG
This is a messenger RNA of Perkinsus marinus ATCC 50983, 1249 nucleotides long. RefSeq names its product Dehydrodolichyl diphosphate synthase, putative. NCBI's taxonomy places the organism in Eukaryota, Perkinsozoa, Perkinsida, Perkinsidae. The transcript is spliced from 10 exons. Gene Ontology annotation, biological process: polyprenol biosynthetic process. The record is from RefSeq and is a predicted model, not a curated record. Bases 1 to 1230 code for a protein of 409 amino acids. Gene Ontology annotation, cellular component: endoplasmic reticulum.